Messenger RNA from Exophiala mesophila, 1958 nucleotides. RefSeq lists its product as uncharacterized. Gene Ontology annotation, molecular function: DNA binding; DNA-binding transcription factor activity, RNA polymerase II-specific; zinc ion binding. The record is from RefSeq and is a predicted model, not a curated record. Gene Ontology annotation, biological process: DNA-templated transcription. Bases 63 to 1958 code for a protein of 631 amino acids. Lineage: Eukaryota; Fungi; Ascomycota; Eurotiomycetes; Chaetothyriales; Herpotrichiellaceae. Gene Ontology annotation, cellular component: nucleus. The transcript has a single exon.
CCUCCCAUGAGGAGACAUCACGACAAAUGCUCAAUUUCCAAUCAUAGAUCAACUUCGCCGAGAUGAGGACUGGGCGGCCAUAUGGAUCGCAUCGAUACCCUGCAUGCGCACUAUGCCAUCAACGUCGGUCACGCUGUGUCAUCGACAUUCCAGGCCAAUCCUGCUCUCACUGUCGCAGACGUGGCAUAGUAUGUUCGUUAGCAGGCAUGAAGAAUCAUUCUGGGGUGAAAGUCGGCUUCACCCACCGCUCACUCCUAGCCGACGAUCAUUCUCUGGACUACCAAGCUCGAGUUGUCGGCCCCGUUGUUGCACGCGACACCCAGGUUCUUGACCAGCAUUAUCCGCAUCAGCGUAUCCCAGAAGAUUACAACAAGCCGCAGGAAAUGCCUAUUUUGUCGGUUCCGAGUGAACGGGAAUCUCGAGAAGCCGUCUAUGUGAUGCGCCUUCCCCCCCGAGUUCCAAGUCCAAUAGGUUUCACACAGUACUCGAACGACCUGUCCGAAAAGCUACUGGCCCAAGUGGAACCUUUCUUGGAUAAGUUAUUGGCCAAUUACUUUGACAAACUGGCACCGUGCUACCCUCUCACCGAUGAAGACUAUAUUUUGAUGCGAAUCAAGAAUCACAACACUCCACCGAAGAUAUUUCUACUCCUCCUUGUCUCCCACGCACUAUUUUACUGGGACACCUGUCCGGCACUCCGCACAUAUACUCGGCCAGAUCAAGAUGUUGCCUGGCAGAUCUCCGCCAUGUCCAAUGCCAUGAACGUACACGGAGGAGAUCUUGCCACUAUUGGAGCCAUCUGUCUUGGUGUAGCUGGGCGACCGUAUCAAAGUGUAAUCCACAACGCAGGCAACGUGGCACGUGCGGUGGCAGUGGGACACAUGAUCGGGCUCAACCAUGACUGCAUGGGAUGGAAGACCGCUAGCGACAUAGAGAAAAGCAUGCGCUGGAAGAUCUGGUGGGCCGUCCUUAUCCAGGAUCGAUGGUUCAAUUUCGCCCAAGGCGUGCCUAACUAUAUCACCAAAAGCCAAUGUGAUGUCCCUCUACCAACCAUGAGACUACUAAUCACCCAAGCUCGAAGCGGAUCCUUGGACCACAUCCGCGCCUCUGAAGUCUAUAUUCAAUUAUGUCGGCUGACAGAAAUACUCGGUGACAUAUUGCCACUGAUCUACCAGGUUCGCGCUGGCGCUGAUGAAGAGAUGAUCGCCAGCCAGAUAGCUCGGUCAGAAAUAGAGCUUGACCAGUGGGUUGAAAUCCAACCAAGUUGGCUACAGAUUGACGACCUCUGCGAUCGGUCUUCCAUCCCAGGCGUGCGAAAUCUACAACUCUCCUAUCUCUCAGUGAGAAUGCUACUUCAACGCGUUGCAUGGCAUGAGACUACUCGAUAUCAGCGCGAGUCAGAGCCAGUAUCAUCAUUGCUAUCUCGGUGCCAAAUGGCAGCGGACGAUAUCGUCCGGUUCGUCAUGUCGUUAGACAAGAAUGACCUGAUGGGGUUCUGGCUCCCAUACAACGCCCAACAUUUCACCUCAGCUGUGACACUGCUACUCCGGUGCGCACUUCAGACAAGUGACAGUCACACGCAGGUCCAUUGCAUGACCAGCGCGCGGACAUUAGUUGAUUGCCUACAAAAAUACCACGACGAGGACAAAUGGGACCUCGCCGAGCUCUGCCUGGUGCAAACUCGGACGGUUCUGAAACGAAUUGAGGAUGCGCGCCCCCUAAAGCCGGCCAAAAGUAGCACCGCUCCUCCGAUAAUGGAAUCCGUCGUCCACGAUCAAAACAGCUACGAGCGAAACUAUAUGGACAAUCCUCUACAAGAGGAGAUUAUAUCAGGAGAUGUUUUCGACGCCCUACAGGAGGGUGCGACUAGCCUUCAAGAUCUCUUCCCAGAGCUAUUCCCAGACUGGAUCAACGAUAACUCUGCUGCUGGGGAGAACUUCUUCACAUUCAACGACUAG